AUGCUGCACACGGUCAUCAAUACUCACACCGUGAAAUUCCAGAGGAAAGUUCUGUGGACCGACUCGCAAACUGUGCGCAGUUGGAUCCGCUCCGAUCAACACAAUUUCAAGCAAUUCGUUGCAUUUCGGAUAGGAGAGAUAUUGGAGUUGACCAGACUGGAAGACUGGCGGUGGGUUCCGUCGAAGCUGAACGCAGCAGAUGUUCUGACGAAGUGGGGACAAGGUCCUCCAUUGGACAGCAAUGGUUCCUGGUUCUCCGGUCCCGAUUUUCUGCAUCUGCCUGAGGAAACGUGGCCGGUUCAAAAGAAUCCAGUCGAAGAAACGGAAGAGGAGGCACGGACUUUCGUAUUGCAUCACGACGUGGCACCAAUGGAAGGCGUUAUCAACAGCAAAAGGUUCUCGCGGUGGACGACGAUGCUUCGAAGCACGGCAACAGUAUUGCGUUUCGUGGACAAUUGUAGGAGGAAGGUGGACGGCCGGCCGUUGUUAACGUUCAAGGCCACGUCGAAGCAGGAGAAAGUGAUCAGGGCGAAAAUGUCAGCAUUGCAUCGACCGCUGUUACAAGAAGAGCUGGCGAGAGCAGAAAUUGUGCUGUGGAAGCUGGUACAGAGCGAGAGUUUUCCUGAUGAAACGACGGUGCUGGUGAAAAACAGAAACAGAAGAGCUGACCAGGUUCCGAUCAGGAUUGAGAAAAAUAGCAUUCUGUAUAAGCUGACACCAAUGUUGGAUGAAAAUGGCGUCGUUAGGCUAGGUGGUAGGAUGAAAGCGUCGGAGAAACUUCCGUUCGACAAGAAGUACCCUAUCAUUCUUAGCCGAAAUCACGACAUCACUCAAAAACUGAUCCAACAUUACCACGAGAAGUAUGCCCACGGAAACCGGGAGACAGUUUUUAACGAAAUGCGGCAGAAGUUUCACAUUCCAAAUCUCCGCUCCGCGAUUGGCCAGGUGGUGCGAGGAUGUAUGAGGUGUAUGGUGUCGCGCAGUCGUCCACAAGUUCCGUUGAUGGCUCCGCUACCAGUUCAACGAAUUUCUCCACAACUACGUCCGUUCAAUGCCGUAGGAGUAGACUACCUGGGACCGGUCGAGGUUACGGUUGGUCACAGGAGAAUUGAGAAACGGUGGAUAGCAUUAUUCACGUGCUUGACUAUACGAGCUGUGCAUUUGGAGGUGGUACACUCGCUGUCGUCGCAAUCCUGCUUGAUGGCAAUCAGGCGAUUCAUGAACAAGUUCGGUUGUCCAGACGAGUUCUUCUCCGAUAACGGAACCAAUUUCAAAGGAGCGAGUAAGGUGCUGUUGGAAGAGCUGAAGCAGUUGGAGAUUGAGUGUGCUGAAGGAGUAACCAGUGCCACUACAAAGUGGCAUUUCAAUCCGCCCGGAGCGCCGCACAUGGGCGGCAUCUGGGAACGUAUGGUUCGAUCCGUCAUGGAGACGAUGGCGGCUCUGUGUGAUGGGAGGAAACUUUCCGAUGAGAUCCUGCUGACAACGUUGAGCGAAGUGGAGGAUAUCAUCAACAUGCGGCCGUUGACCUACAUGCCGCAGGAGUCGGCGGAGCCGGAAGCCCUAACGCCCAAUCAUUUCUCGCGUGGAACGGUUCUUAGCGCAGACGUCCGGCUAGCUGGUCGGGUGAACGAAGCGGAAGCACUUAGGGAUGCGUACAAGCGGUCCCUACACUUAGCAGAUAACAUGUGGGAGCGGUGGUCGAAGGAAUACCUGCCCACGAUAAAUCAACGCUCGAGGUGGUUUGAAGAUCAAUAG
This is a messenger RNA of Toxorhynchites rutilus septentrionalis, 1755 nucleotides long. RefSeq lists its product as uncharacterized. The record is from RefSeq and is a predicted model, not a curated record. NCBI's taxonomy places the organism in Eukaryota, Metazoa, Arthropoda, Insecta, Diptera, Culicidae. Gene Ontology annotation, molecular function: nucleic acid binding. Gene Ontology annotation, biological process: DNA integration. The transcript has a single exon. The coding region runs from base 1 to 1755 and encodes 584 amino acids.